CUGUGUUGUCCUGCUGUUGCAAGGUGAGUGUAUGAUUGCAGAGUUAUAAAGGGAGCAAAGCUGCAGAAGGAGCCAGCACUGAAGGAGAAAUGUUUUAACCGCUGUAAACCGAGUAUGUCUCUUAGGGAUCCGCCAUACGAACCUCCGUCUGUCUCUGAGCUACAGGAGUUCUUACUGGCAGACAGGCGACCAACUGGUCAUGUCAAUCAAGUCUGGCCUAAUGUUUACAUAGGCAACGAGGUGGCUGCUCGCGACAAAGGAGCUCUCCAUAGUCUGGGCAUUACACACAUUGUCAAUGCUGCUCAUGGUCCUCCAAGUCCCAGCGACAGUCCCUGCUUUUACGUCAACACUGGCCAACGUUUCUACAGAGAUAUGACGGUGGAUUAUUAUGGGGUGGAGGCUGAUGAUGCAACAGAUUUCAUUCUCAGUCCUUAUUUCUAUCCAACAGCGCGAUACAUCAGAGCUGCUCUGGCCAUGGGAGGAAAGGUUUUCGUACACUGCCUGAUGGGAGUGAGCCGCUCUGCCACCCUAGUGUUGGCCUUCCUGAUGAUAAUUGAGGAUCUGCGGCUGCAGGAGGCGGUGGCUGCAGUAAGGCAGCACAGAGACAUCUGUCCCAACGCUGGCUUCCUGAUGCAGCUUCGUUGCCUCGACAUGAGCCUAGAGAGGGAGAGGAGAAGAAAAAGACAGGCCCAAGCACUAGGUUAUUCAGCCAAGCAGGGGGAAACACCAUCUCUGACUGAGCUGAGGGAAAUUCUCUGGACCAACAGGAAGUCUGUCGGGUCUAUCAAUGAAGUGUGGCCAAAACUCUACGUUGGGGAUGAGUCUGUAGCUCGAGAUAAAGCCAGACUAUCAUCUCUGGGUGUGACCCACGUCCUGAAUGCUGCAGCAGGUCAACACCGCAUCAACACCGGUCAGGCGUUUUACACCGACAUUCAAGUGGUGUACCAUGGUGUUGAAGCUCCAGACCAUCCAGAGUUCAAUCUCCGGCCUUUUUUCAACUCUGCAGCACAGUUCAUAGACAGCGCUCUGAAGGAAAAUGUGUCUUUCAGGGAAAGUUCUUGUUCACUGUGCUAUGGGUGUGAGCCGCUCUGGCACCUUGGUUCUGGCCUACCUGAUGAUCCAUCAGGGCCUGACAUUAAUGGAGGCCAUCCUCUCUGUAAGACUGUGCCGAGACAUUGGACCCAACUCUGGAUUUCUGGAGCAGCUGAGGCAGCUGGAGCUGAGCCUACGUACAGAGAGGACACAGAUCGCUGGGGACAGUAGUAAAACAGAAAAGGCUGUUUCUCUGUAAAACUUCUAUACUGGAUUUCUCUGUCUCUCUUUUGACAAACUUGUUUUGUGUGAUUUCUAAGUUUGUAAACCUGUUUACAAAGAUUUUCUGAACCUUUCUCCCAAAUCUGAUAGCAGAUGCUGGAGUUGAAUGUUGUUUUUAUUAAAAAAAAUAUUAAUAUAGGACCUGAUGAGUUGUUUCUAUGCAAAAAAAUCAUAACCCUUCUGAUUUAAGAAAUUUGACAUAUUAAAAGACUUGAACAUUCAAGAAGAAAGCAAAAAAUCCUUUUCAUGCUUGGAUUAUGUCUGGGUGUGUGUGUUAUGUCUUUCAGAUCAGGUUCUAUAGCCCAGCUGUCUAAAAAUACAAUCUCCCACAGUCUUGGGGGCGGUAACCACUCUAGAUCCAUGUCACUGGCUUAAGACUUUCAGUGUUGCUAGAUAUUGAUACUCACACUCAGUUUUUACACGUUUAUCUGUCCCUAAGCGCCCUGCUUAGUGACAGAUUUACAUAAG
Cyprinodon tularosa is the source of this 1782-nucleotide messenger RNA. RefSeq names its product dual specificity protein phosphatase 13-like. NCBI's taxonomy places the organism in Eukaryota, Metazoa, Chordata, Actinopteri, Cyprinodontiformes, Cyprinodontidae. The record is from RefSeq and is a predicted model, not a curated record. The transcript is spliced from 7 exons. Gene Ontology annotation, biological process: negative regulation of MAPK cascade; protein dephosphorylation. Gene Ontology annotation, molecular function: protein tyrosine/serine/threonine phosphatase activity; MAP kinase phosphatase activity. Gene Ontology annotation, cellular component: cytoplasm. The coding region runs from base 115 to 1263 and encodes 382 amino acids.